AUGACAACAGAUAUGAUAGAGAGCAAUAAUACCAAACCCAGCGUUCCCCUCCUGACCCAAAGAUACCUCAGAAUGGUGACCAAGGAUGGACACAGCACGUUCCAGAUGGAUGGUGCCCAAGGGAAAGGUCUAGCAUACCUUCGAGAUGCAUGGGGAAUAUUAAUAGACAUGCGCUGGAGAUGGAUGAUGCUUGUCUUUUCUGCCUCUUUUGUCAUUCACUGGCUAGUCUUUGCAGUGCUUUGGUAUUUACUAGCUGAGAUGAAUGGGGACCUGGAGCUGGACCAUGAUGCUCCACCUGACAACCACACUAUAUGUGUCAAGUACAUCACCAGUUUUACAGCUGCUUUUUCCUUCUCACUGGAGACACAACUCACAAUUGGUUACGGCACUAUGUUCCCAAGCGGGGACUGCCCCAGUGCUAUUGCACUACUUGCAAUACAGAUGGUCCUGGGGCUUAUGCUGGAAGCCUUCAUCACAGGUGCUUUUGUGGCCAAGAUUGCUCGACCAAAGAACCGGGCAUUCUCCAUCCGCUUCACCCGCUCUGCUGUGGUGACACACACUGAGGGGAAGCCAUACCUUAUGUUCCAGGUGGCUAACACACGCUCCAGCCCACUGACUAGUGUCCAGAUUUCUGCUAUACUUUACCAAGAACAAAAGAAUGGGCAGCUGCACCAAACUAGUGUUGACUUCCACCUAGACAGCGUUACUUCAGAUGAGUGUCCUUUUUUCAUCUUCCCACUGACCUACUACCAUUCAGUCACUCCCUCCAGCCCCCUGGCUGCCCUCCUCCAAAGAGAAGCUCCUCACCACUUUGAGCUGGUCAUCUUUCUGUCAGCUGUGCAGGAGGGCACAGGGGAAAUGUGUCAAAGGAGAACAUCCUACCUCCCCUCAGAGAUCAUGCUGUACCAUCGCUUCGCCUCUGUGCUAGCCCGCAAUGCCAAAGGUGAGUAUCAGAUCAAGAUGGAAAAUUUUGACAAGACUAUUCCUGAGCUUCAAGCUGCAGCUGACUCAAAUUGUCCAAGAAGGACUGACAAGGAGAUCCGCAUCAAUGGACAGCACGUCGACAGCUUCCAGCUCUCCCAGGCUGGCCUCACAGAAUAG
Melopsittacus undulatus (budgerigar) is the source of this 1101-nucleotide messenger RNA. RefSeq names its product potassium inwardly rectifying channel subfamily J member 13 (gene KCNJ13). Gene Ontology annotation, cellular component: plasma membrane. Gene Ontology annotation, biological process: potassium ion import across plasma membrane; regulation of monoatomic ion transmembrane transport. The record is from RefSeq and is a predicted model, not a curated record. Gene Ontology annotation, molecular function: inward rectifier potassium channel activity. The coding region runs from base 1 to 1101 and encodes 366 amino acids. Lineage: Eukaryota; Metazoa; Chordata; Aves; Psittaciformes; Psittaculidae. The transcript has 2 exons.